AUGUUGGCUCUUCACAGAACACGUCUCCGGCCGCUCGCGCUGGGGCCUCUCCGACCUCCGCAUUCAUCGCCACGCCCUGCUAGUCGCAGAUUCUUCUUUCAGAGUGUCUCCGAUGGCUUCCUUGACUUGGCUCUAGCACUUCCCCUACCACCUUCAUUUCCACCGUACGCGACCACUAUCAUCUUGGUUACUGUAGUUUCUAGAGUCGCUCUCCUACCCAUUUCAAUAUGGGGCAAAGAGCGAACACGGCGGGCGGAAGAAAUCGUCAUGCCUGAAGUCGAGAAACUCAAACCAUUCGUCUCAAAGCGCGUCCUCGAAGAGAUGAAGGCAAGGGGGAUGCGAGGAGACAAGAAGACUCUCCAGGAAUAUCACUCGAAAAAGUGUAUCGAGCUGCUAACAGCCAAACGGAAGGAGCUCUUCAAGGAACACAAAUGCAGCCCCCUGCCCUCUAUCAUCGUCCCUCCGUUAUCCCAACUUCCUGUCUUCAUCGGCUUCACGAUCAUGCUGAGCCGACUUUCGUUGGACCCUACGCCCUUCGACUCCGAAAGCUUCCUGACUUUGACAAGUCUCGCCCACCCGGAUCCGACGAUGACAAUGCCAGUAGUACUUGGCCUCCUUACCAUGGCAAACGUGGAAUCUGGGAAUUGGGUUAUGAAUGCCGCGGAGAAGGAGCAGCUGCGGGCAGCUGAGGAGAGGGAGGCCAAACGCGUCGCAGAAGGCGGGAAACCGCGCAUUCAUCCCGGAAAAGUGAUCAAGUCAGUCCUACGGGGCUUGUCCGUAUUCCGAAUUAUUAUUGCUGCUAUGACCCCAGGAAGUGUAACGCUCUAUUGGGUAACGUCUGCAACCUUUGGUGUAUUCCAGACGUGGGCCAUGGAGUGGAAUGAUGCACGACGAAGACGAAGAUUGCUUGCGGCGCGAACGACAGGCAAGCCUCAACCUAAUACGUCAAGCAGGCCAAAAAGACCUUCGCCCCGAUAG
Cyclocybe aegerita is the source of this 978-nucleotide messenger RNA. The record is from the annotation of a GenBank genome assembly. NCBI's taxonomy places the organism in Eukaryota, Fungi, Basidiomycota, Agaricomycetes, Agaricales, Hemipholiotaceae.